CAGGACCUUGAACAAGCAUGGCUGAGGCGGGAAAUGUGGCCUCCGGCCUCGGGCUUCCAGGAGAAGUCUCCCAGUGGCCUCUCAGGCGCUAUGGUCGCUUCAUGCUCUUGGACAAUGGGGAGACCCCUGGGUCUAGCUCGGAGGAUGCUGCAGCGCCCUCGCCCACAUGGAAGGUUUUCGAAUCCAAUGAGGAAUCUGGGUAUCUUGUUCUCACGAUCGUUGUAUCAGGCCACUUCUUCAUUUCCCAAGGACAGACCCUGCUGGAAGGGUUUUCACUCAUUGGCAGCAAGAACUGGCUGAAGAUUGUAAGACGCAUGGACUGUCUUCUGUUUGGAACAACAAUAAAGAACAAGAGUCGGAUGUUUCGUGUCCAGUUUGAUGGAGCGUCCAAGGCAGAGGCGCUGGAGCGCUGCUGUGGCUGCGUGCUGACCCUGGCCCAGUACGUCACCGUUCAGGAACCUGAUAGCAUCACCCAGGAGCGUCAGCAGAGCCCAGGCCCACAGCAGGCAGGUGACAGCCAAGGGAAGGACCCAGUGCAGCAGGGGCCCUCCCUGACCCUGGAGCAGCAUGUGUGUAGAGCAGCUGGCACGGGUGCUCUAGAGGGAAGGACUUCAGUGGAACAUCUAGCUCAGUCUAUCCUGGCACCAGAGAAGCUGACCCUAGCCUAUGAAGGAUCUUCAUGGGGAGCAGAAGAAUUGGGCCCUUUUCUACGCCUAUGCCUCAUGGAUCAGAACUUCCCAGCCUUUGUGGAAGAGGUAGAGAAGGAACUUAAAAAGAUCACAGGGGUGAGAGACUAAAGCCCUGCACAUGGAUGCAAUUAAGGAACUAAAGGUAUCUGAAUAAAGAAUAUUAUUCCAAGCACCUUUUAUCAAUGUUUUAUUGUUAAAAACAGGUGAAUCCACUUUUUUUGUACACCAUUGCACUUCAGUAAUUACACAGAACACAAGUACAUGCACCUACAGUUAGUACUGCAUGAGAACCCAGUCAGGUUAUAAAAUCUAUCAUCAGUCAUGAAAUCAAUGUGAAAAUACAGUGUCAAACCAAAAGGUAUAACUAGAGUUGCAUAGAAUAUGACCAUGCUAUUAACAUUUCAGGGUCACUGAAAACAAAUGGGAAAUUAUAAAAGUUGCCUUGAUUGAAUAUACAAGAAUAAGGUUCGACACAUCAGUGCAAAAGAUUUCAGAAUUUACAUGAUUUGACAAAAGGAAAAAUAGUCACUUAAAAAGCAAUCAUACAUAUAUACUGCAAUUCAUUCUAGCCGCUCAGUGUACUGUUCCAGGUUCUUAAAGUUAUAGAGUAAGCCCUUAGAAUGACAGACUUAAGUUUAUACUCUCAUCAUUUUGUACCAGAACUGCAGCUUUCUCAUCUGACGACAAAUAAUAAGGAAUGAGUAUCAGCAGCUUAAAAAUGAAACAAGCAUUGACUUUAUUUUGGAUUUCUCCCACCCCCAAAAAUAUAAAUAUAUAUAUAUAUUUAUAUACUGUAUAUAUCUGUAGGUUUUGCUGUACUUUACAAAAUGAUCACUAGAUGGCAGCAGUGCAUUUAGAGCUUUGCCAAUUUAACAGCUGCAUAAGUAAAAAAUGGCGCAUGCAUGAUCUGAUCCUCAGAGGACCUUUUUACUUCUAUUUAAAUAUUUUAACAAAGGGAGGGAAAGCAACAUUCACAGCACAUCAAGCCCAAAAUAGUUUACACCUUCUACACUGAAGCAUUGUUUAAAAUGUACCUGGCUAGGUCACCCUUAUAGGAGAGGCUAAAUAAGGCAUGCUUUAGACGGUCAUUGUGGUGUUGCUCACUUGAAAGGGAGAGA
Molecule: messenger RNA, 1807 nt
Organism: Arvicanthis niloticus (Nile rat)
Lineage: Eukaryota; Metazoa; Chordata; Mammalia; Rodentia; Muridae
Source: RefSeq, a predicted model, not a curated record